Messenger RNA from Diaporthe amygdali, 843 nucleotides. RefSeq lists its product as uncharacterized. The transcript is spliced from 3 exons. The coding region runs from base 1 to 843 and encodes 280 amino acids. Gene Ontology annotation, biological process: phospholipid translocation; retrograde transport, endosome to Golgi. NCBI's taxonomy places the organism in Eukaryota, Fungi, Ascomycota, Sordariomycetes, Diaporthales, Diaporthaceae. Gene Ontology annotation, cellular component: endosome; trans-Golgi network. The record is from RefSeq and is a predicted model, not a curated record.
AUGCGAUGGCUCACUUCGCUCGCGGGCUAUGUAGCCCCGAUCUUCCUGAUCCUGUCGCCUGUUCUAUCUUAUAGCGACCAGGCGAUGUCUAUGCACCGCAACAAGUCGAGCGCCGGCUUCUCCCUGGACAUACCUCUAAUCAUGCUCAUCGCAUCCAUGUUCAGGAUAUUCUACUACCCUGGCGCCCGGUUCGACACGGCACUGCUCAUACAAUCCUUCCUGAUGGUAAUAAUGCAGCUGUUGCUGUUGAAGAUAGCACUGGAUCAUCGGCCCGGCCCAGCAUCCAAGGGUGGGGACGCAGCGACCCCGUUUGCUGGGGCAAAGGAAGGCUUCUUUGAAAAGCAGCGCCCAUACCAGUUCUGGCAGUGGCGGUCGCCGAAACCAUACUGGCAAUUCCUGCUCUGGCUUUUCAUCAUCCUCACGGCCCUCGAGCUGGCUCUUGCGCCGUUCAGCGGCCUCUACGCCUCGUACUCCGUGCUGCUUGGGUACGUUGGUCUCUCGGUCGAGGCGACGCUCCCGCUGCCCCAGAUAUUCGCAAACGCGCGCUCCCGGUCUUGCAAGGGAUUCCGAGUCUCGGUUCUUGCCAGCUGGCUUGCCGGUGAUGCGAUGAAGAUGUUCUGGUUCUUCACGUCGGUGACUGAAAUACCCUGGGCAUUCAAGCUGUGUGGCAUGUUCCAGGCGGGUUGUGAUGCUUUCCUGGGGGUACAGUACCUCAUGUAUGGGUCCGGGGAAGGUAAGCUGAAGGACGAGGGUAUGCCGGAGUGGAACGACGAGAAGAAAAGCAUGGCAGUCCCAAGUGGAUUGCAGAGUGGUCGCCGAACGCCUUUUGAGAAACCAUUGUGA